CGAGUUGAACCGUUUGUGAGUCUGUGACUCGUUUGAAUUAAUUUUGUUUCCUCAACUUCGCUGGCUGCAUGGAACCUUACACUUACACAUUGCACUCUUUCACCAUCUCUCAUCACUAACACCUCAUUCAACAAAACGUUUCUUUGCCAAUGCCAAUGCUCAUUUAACUCUUUUCUCUCUCUUCAUUUUUUCUUUUGCUUCUUCUCUCUUUCAUUCUCUUCUCUCACUCACUCACCAACCUUCAAGCCAUGGAACCAGACUGGAGCACUCGCCAAACGUUUGAUCGUUACGUGUAUGAUUAUCUUGUCAAAAGAAACAUGCAACACACUGCUGAGGUUUUCAGGAAGGAGGUCGAUCUUCAGAUGGAUCCCGAUGCUCCUUCAAGUGAUGCAAUGGAUGUACCAGAAGGAUUUUUGCUGGAGUGGUGGUCACUCAACUAUGAUGUUGGCUUCUUUAGAGAACGGGUGCAAGUGCAUGACACACAUGGCCAAGAAGCCACACAAGGAUAUAAUGCUUCUCAAGAAGCAGGGAAUUCCAUGAAUGAAGAAAUGAAUCAGCUGCCUGAUGAAUUUACUCCUGUUGAAGCAUUCAGCAUAGGGAACAACUCAAUAGAAUCACAUGUAACUGAUGAAUUACCUUUACUUUUUUUACCAUCUUCACAUCGAGAAGUGAGUGGUGAAUUGUCACACCUUCUCUCGCCAUCAUUGCAUCAACAAAAAAGUGGUGAAUUGCCACAACUUUCAUUGCCCUCUUCACAUCAAGAGGAAUUGCCAACAUCUGCAGUGGGAACAGUGGAUGUGACCAAACCAAAUGAUCCAGAAGCAGAAGCUUUUGAGAAGGACACAUCAAAAGCUGAAUAUACUGCAUUCACUGAGGAAACAGAUCCAGUGAUUGAGAACUUAUUAAAUUCAUUCUGGUUGUUUGAACAAGAAAUGCCAAAUCUAUUUGACAUAUCAACUGUAGGAGAGAGCAGCAGAAAUAUGGAGGAGAAUUUGCUGCCAAGAGAUGAAGGAAACACUGGGAUGAAUGAAUUUGCUGGUUCACCUGUACCGAAGGAUGAUGAUACCAAAAGUGAAACAAGUGAUUGUUCCAGCCAUUUCCGAAUCAUUACUACUGACACAGAUGCUUCAAUGGCCCAUCAGUUGGAAUCGAAAGAAGAAACAUAAAUCUGUAUCCUCAAGCAUGGAAAGUGAUUUAUUGUCUGCAAUGAUGAAUUCCCUUGUCAAGGAGCAAUUGUCAGCAACAGAGGUGUCCAAGCUAAUUUGUGGUGUACAACCAGCAGAAAGAAAAGCUUCCAAGCUAAUUUAUUCAGCUAGAAAAGAAAUUUUCAAGUGCCCAAUUUUAUUAUGAAGUUUGUAUACCAAUGCCAGCAAAACCCAAGUAGGCUCCUGAUCUCUCAGCAGGAGAAUGAAACAAGAAUAGAUUAUCCCUGGUAUUAAGAGCAUUUUGGAGAUCCUUCGGUUACCAAAAGCCUUUUUAUUUUCCUUCAGUUACAUGCUAAAAUUAAGGAACAAAGGAGGCGUUAGAUGUUGACUCUCUUAGAUUCCUACUUUGUAAAUCAUCUCUUUGCAGCAGGCAAGCAGCUGUUUAGAGCUAACGCUAAUUUGUCUCCUAUGACUUCAAUAAUGUGUCUCACACUUAUACAAGUAUAUUCAGCUUUUGAUGUAUUCUGCCCAAAAGCCUCUGCUUCCGGCCCAUUUGUGUUGGCCACAUCAACAGUUCUCACUGUAGAUGGCAGCAAUUCCUCUUGAUGUGAAGAGGGCAAUAAAAGUUGUGGCAAUUCACCACUUAUCUCUUGAUGUGAUGAUGGCAAGAGAAGCUGUAACAAUUCACCAUUUCUAGAUGUGAAGAUGGUAAGAGAAGUACUGGCAAUUCAUCAUAUACCUGCCCAAAAACAAAAAAAAAUGUGUUGCAUGUACAGCUUGUCAUACAGAAGGAAUCGAAAUCUGGUGCUUGGGUGGAUAAAAAGAAACAAAAAAAUUGGCUUCAAAGAAAGCUUCAUGUAGAGUUUGAGAAAGGAAAUACCACCAUAUGGUAAAAGGUUUUUCAGGUAAUAUCUGCAGUUUUUGUUGGACUUCAACUUUGAAUUUAACAUGCCUGUUCGCUUUUGAUUUUUCAGAAUGCUACAAGUGUUGCUGGUUUUACUCACAACUUAUAACUCAGAGGCUUCUCUUCUUACCUAUGUUGUAAUCCAUUUAUCAUAUUUAUUGUUUUCACUAGCCUAAGGUUUUAUUAACUGAAUAUCCUGCACAUAUCUAGUUACUUAUGAUGAUAGCUAUUUAUAUAACGUUUGUUUCCUUUAAAACUUAUUUUAUAAGAAGUAAAAUUUGCACUUUGGCAAUCUUAUAAUAAUCACAUCUUUUUUUAGCUUUAUGUAGCUGCUACAGGAACUCAAGAAAAGCCUUAAAGUUGAUUAAAAUUCACCUAUUUUUAACGCUGGUUUGAUUUCAUCACUUUGUUCACGACCAUUUGCCAUAUUACUUUCCAUUUAUUAGGAGAUACCAGACCCCACAAUGGCAAGGUCCUCAUGCACUAGGCCGUCCCCCUUUUUUUGGGAUACCUGUUUGGCUGUUUCUAUCACUCACGGGAUCUGUACGCCUAAAUUCAUAAAAUAAUUUUUAUUUAUAUGGCUAUACUUUCUUUUAUGUUAAUAUUGUAGGGGAGUUUUCUCUAUGCAAAAUUAACCAUUAUCAAUAUGACAUUUUUCUGAAUUUCCUUUUGGCUUUAGCCUUAGGUGUGGAUUGAAACUAUAUUUUCUCUAGCUAAUUUUCUAAAUUUGUCUUGCUUUUUAAAAUUUCUUAACAACUGUUGUGUUGAACAAUAAGCAUUGGUAGGUGGCUAGGUAUUUACCGGCAAUGAAGCAAGUAUUGCAACUAUUUGCUCCAAUAUUCAACAACUAAGCUUACCAGCUAGCCACAGGUGUUGUUGAUUGGAAAAGUUUGCAAGAUGAUUUUCUCUCCUCAAAAGGGAUCAUUCUAUUUUUCAGAAGUAGUUUCUACUUGACAGACUAAUAUAAGUUGGUGGCAAUGUUGGGUCAUGUAUAGGAGCAUGCUCUCGAGCCUACACAGUUUGAAUUGAGUGCUAGUAGAACUUCAAUGUGAUUAUCUCACAUUACAAGUGAUUCUUGGCUUACUGUUUUGGUUAAUCUAGGAAGGGGGUUUCCAAAGUUUUUGAGGGUAUGUGAUCCCUCGGGUUUUCAAGAGUGUGAAGCUAGGUGAUUGGAGUGAUUCAAUGAGACAUCUAUGGGUGGAAUUUUAAGGAGGAUUUUCUAGAGUGUAAAAUGUUUAUUGUUGUAUAUUCUGACUAGAUAGUGAAAAAAAUCUCAAGUAUACCUUGGGGACUGGAUGUAGGUCGUUUGUGACCGAACCAGUAUAAAUCUUUGGUGCAAGGUUUCUCAAUUUGGGCUUUUCUAUUCGUCUAUCUGUAAUUGGAUCCUCAACAAUUUAAUGGAAGUGUUUUU
This is a messenger RNA of Cajanus cajan (pigeon pea), 3460 nucleotides long. RefSeq lists its product as uncharacterized. Lineage: Eukaryota; Viridiplantae; Streptophyta; Magnoliopsida; Fabales; Fabaceae. Gene Ontology annotation, molecular function: transcription corepressor activity; protein binding. The record is from RefSeq and is a predicted model, not a curated record.